CAAUUAACAGUUUGAAGAACAUCACAGCAAGAUGAAGGUCGCAGCCAUGGACGCCAUUGAUUCUUUGACGCCAUACUUUCUCCACUUGGUAGUUCUAUACGUGUCCGUCGUUGUCAUUUACUUGCUUUACAAAUACAAAUCCAACGGCGGCGGGGCCACCCCCAAUCUUCCUCCUGGUAGAAGGGGUCUUCCAUACAUCGGUGAAACCUUGGAUUAUGUGUUGGCGUCCAGAUGGGGCACUCCUGAGAAAUUCAUAACCGAUAGAACUUCCAAAUAUUCACCCGAUGUGUUCCGCACAUCGUUGCUUGGAGAAGACAUGGCCAUCUUUUGCGGUGCUGCCGGUAACAAGUUCCUUUUCUCCGGCCAAAACAAAUACGUCACUUCAUGGUGGCCCGAUUCCAUCAAGAAAGCUCUCAUGGAUCCGGCCAGUGUCGACAAUUCUUCCAAGGAAGAAUCCACCAAACUUCGAGCCUAUUUGCCCCCCUUUCUCAAGCCUGAGUCUUUGCAACACUAUAUACCAUUGAUGGAUACAAUGGCGAAAGAGCACUUGAAUCAACACUGGUUCCCCUACAAUGAAGUCAAAGUUUUCCCGCUCUCAAAGAAGUACACGUUUGCACUUGCCUGUCGUCUUUUCAUGAGCGUCACGAAUCCAGAUGAGAUCGAAAACUUCGCAAAGCCUUUUGCUCUUGCAACUGCCGGUCUCAUAUCGGUGCCCAUUGAUCUUCCUGGUACAACAUUCAACCGCGCGGUGAAAGCCGGCAGGCAGAUUCGGGAACAGCUAUUGGCCCUCAUCACGAAGAAGAAAAAGGAGAUAAUAGAGAAAGGGAAAACAGAGGCAUCAGACUUGGUGGAUAGCAUGUUGAUGGAUGAAAUGACGGAGGUUGAGAUCGGCAACAAGAUUGUUGGCUUCUUCAUUGCCAGCCAUGACACUACAAGCACUGCCAUCACCUUCCUUGUCAGCUAUCUCUCGGAUCAUCCUGACGUAUAUAACAGGGUCCUUGAAGAGCAAAUGGAGGUUUUAAGAGGGAAAGAGGGAGGGGAUGAGGCCUUGAGAUGGGACGAUAUACAGAAGAUGAAGUAUACGUGGUGCGUGGCAUGCGAAGUAGUAAUGAGGCUGGCUCCACCUGCUAAUGGUUCUUUUAGAGAGGCCAUUUCCGACUUUACAUACGCUGGUUAUACCAUCCCAAAGGGUUGGAAGGCGUUUUGGACGGUGCAUACAACCAAUAAGAAUCCGAAAUACUUUCCGGAUCCGGAGAGAUUCGAUCCAUCGAGGUUUGAAGGGAAUGGUCCAGCGCCCUACACAUUCGUACCAUUCGGGGGAGGGCCUAGAAUGUGCCCAGGAAAAGAGUAUGCACGACUCGAAAUCCUGACUUUCAUACACAACCUCAUCACCUCCUACAAAUGGGUCAAAAUCAAUCCCAAUGAGAAGAUUUCCUAUAUUCCAUCACCCAUUCCUCAGGAGGGCCUUCCCAUCAAGAUCCAAACCAUACUAAAUUAA
Hibiscus syriacus is the source of this 1498-nucleotide messenger RNA. Its product is annotated as beta-amyrin 28-monooxygenase-like. Gene Ontology annotation, biological process: sterol metabolic process. The transcript has 3 exons. Bases 32 to 1498 code for a protein of 488 amino acids. Gene Ontology annotation, molecular function: monooxygenase activity; heme binding; iron ion binding. Lineage: Eukaryota; Viridiplantae; Streptophyta; Magnoliopsida; Malvales; Malvaceae. The record is from RefSeq and is a predicted model, not a curated record.